GAUGUUACUUUAUGCAAACAGAUCAUCAACAAUCCUGUGUUGCCUGAUGAUCUCCGUUCUGGUCGUAUGCUUACUGAUCUUCGAAUCUCCAUGUCACAUGUUGGUAGCAACUCGUCAAACCCGUUCAGCAUUCAUUGGAUCCUUGAAUCCUGUCCUUCCCUAUUAUCACUUACUUUGGAUAAUGGUUUUCUUGAUGUUGUCAAUGAUACUCUCACUGGAUUGGCGCCUUCCACUACACAAUCUCAUCACCUGAAGCGUCUUGGCAUUACAAAUGGUACCUUCAAAAACGAAAUUUGGU
Messenger RNA from Halteromyces radiatus, 298 nucleotides. RefSeq lists its product as uncharacterized. The transcript has a single exon. NCBI's taxonomy places the organism in Eukaryota, Fungi, Mucoromycota, Mucoromycetes, Mucorales, Cunninghamellaceae. The annotation marks the transcript as partial. The record is from RefSeq and is a predicted model, not a curated record.